Ogataea haglerorum is the source of this 852-nucleotide messenger RNA. RefSeq lists its product as uncharacterized. The coding region runs from base 1 to 852 and encodes 283 amino acids. The transcript has a single exon. NCBI's taxonomy places the organism in Eukaryota, Fungi, Ascomycota, Pichiomycetes, Pichiales, Pichiaceae. The record is from RefSeq and is a predicted model, not a curated record.
AUGGAUUCUAACUCGAGCCAAGUCGACUGGAGCCUGGCAGUUCUAGAUGAUGAACUCAGAUCGCGAGCAAUACGAUCUUUGAAGGCGCUAAAGGCACAUUUAGGGCCACAAGGUCAUCAUCACGAAGCUGUCUACCUAAUUAUUGACACCAAGAAACCAACUUCUUCUGAUUUAGAUCUUGUUCCUAGAAUCAUCCCAUUACCUCACGCCAAAGACACUCAUGAAAAUAUGAAGAUUAUGCUUAUAACCAAAGAUCCGGUUGUAAAUUAUAGGACUCCUUUGGAGCAAAAGGGCUCUCCUACAGAAGAUGUGUUUGGGGAAAUAGUCAGCUUGAAAAAGUUCAAAUUGUUUGCAUCGAACCCAAAGCAGGUUAAGAAACUGUAUUAUGAGUAUGAUCUAUUGCUCGCUGACCACAGAGUGUACAAACUACUUCCUUCGCUAAUUGGAAGGUCGCCAUUUUUCAAAAACAAUAAAAAGCUACCUUUAAUGGUCCAAAUGGCUAGGCCUUCGCCAGAUGCCCAAUUGGUAAAAUCUAAGAAGUCUACAAAGAUGAAGGAUGAGAGGGUAGAACCAGACUAUGUGCUACGCCAAGUGAAGACGAUCGCCAGAAGCACCACAUUCGUCCCGUCUACGGGAACUUGUCUGUCAAUAAUAAUCGGCUAUAGUGACUUCAAAUUGCGCGAACUAAUCGAGAAUAUGGAUGCUGUUCUUGAAUAUCUGAUAUCUCCGAAAUUCAAGCCUGUAGGGGGUGUGAUUAAGAAGGGUUUGGCAGGAAUCGAAGAUCUCCAUCUGAAGACUAGUGAGAGUGUAAGCUUGCCAGUUAUGGAGAAAAAGAAAAACGAGGCAGUGUAA